Paraphaeosphaeria sporulosa is the source of this 2572-nucleotide messenger RNA. RefSeq names its product methylenetetrahydrofolate reductase 2. Lineage: Eukaryota; Fungi; Ascomycota; Dothideomycetes; Pleosporales; Didymosphaeriaceae. Gene Ontology annotation, molecular function: methylenetetrahydrofolate reductase [NAD(P)H] activity; FAD binding. The transcript is spliced from 4 exons. The record is from RefSeq and is a predicted model, not a curated record. Gene Ontology annotation, cellular component: cytosol. Gene Ontology annotation, biological process: tetrahydrofolate interconversion. Bases 249 to 2174 code for a protein of 641 amino acids.
CCUCCCACUCGCAUACGCACGCUAAACACUUUCCCACAAUCCACUCGUGGUUCAUGCAUCGCCAGCUCGCGGAUCGUUGGGCCCGCAAUCGCUACUUUGGAUAGCCAGCUCACCUAGAUUCGACUGCAGCUGCUGUUCCGCAGGGCGCCUGCUCGCUGCUCGGCUUCCGGUACAGCAGAGGGGACUUCACGAAGCGCCCGAUUCUUUUCCUUUUCGCUUUGUAGCAUUUCGUUUUCUUCACCGCCACCAUGCACAUCUCCAAGAUGCUCGCGCAGUCGAAGGAGGAGGGAAAGCCCACCUUCUCCUUCGAGUUCUUCCCGCCGAAAACCGCCCAGGGUGUCCAGAAUCUUUACGACCGCAUGGACCGCAUGCACGGCCUCGGUCCCAAAUUCAUCGACGUAACCUGGGGCGCCGGCGGCAGCCUCUCCAGCCUGACCUGCGAGAUGGUCAAGGUCGCCCAGAGCGUCUACGGUCUCGAGACGUGCAUGCACCUGACAUGCACAGACAUGGAGCGCUCCAAGAUCGACGAGGCGCUGCACACAGCCUACGAGGCCGGGUGCACCAACAUUCUCGCCCUGCGCGGCGACCCGCCGAGAGAGUCUGAGAAGUGGCAGGCAGUCCAGGGUGGGUUCAAAUACGCGAAAGACCUUGUCAAAUACAUUCGCGAAAAGUACGGAGAUCACUUCGAUAUCGGCGUGGCGGGGUACUCGGAAGGGAGCGACGACAACGACAAUGUCGACGAGCUCAUCGACCAUCUCAAGGAGAAGGUGGAUGCCGGAGGAACCUUCAUCGUUACACAGAUGUUUUACGACACGGACAUCUUCAUCGAUUGGGUGCACAAGGUCCGCGCCAAGGGCAUCAACGUCCCCAUCAUUCCUGGCAUCAUGCCCAUUUCCACGCACGCCUCUUUUCUCCGCCGCGCGAAAUGGUCCAAGAUCAAGGUCCCCGAGCCCUGGACGCAAGCUCUCGAUCCCAUUAAGAACGACGAUUCGGAAGUCCGUGAGGUCGGAAAGGGCCUAGUGGCCGACAUGUGCCGCAAGCUGAUAGACGCCGGCAUUCUACACCUGCACUUCUACACGAUGAAUCUCGCCCAGUCCAGCCGCAUGGUCCUUGAAGAGCUGGACCUCCUCCCCGACGUGGAGAGCCCGCUGCAGAAGCCCCUACCAUGGCGACCGUCCCUCGGUCUCAAGCGCCGCGAGGAAAACGUUCGACCUAUCUUCUGGCGCAACCGCAACCGCUCGUACAUCGCUCGGACGCAGGAUUGGGACGAGUUUCCUAACGGUCGCUGGGGUGAUGCCCGUUCCCCCGCCUUUGGUGAAUUCGAUGCAUACGGUAUUGGUCUGAAGGGCAGCAAUGAGCAGAAUAUCAAGCUCUGGGGAAAGCCAACAUCCAUCAGGGACAUUUCAGAGAUCUUCGUCAAGUACAUGUCCGGCAAUCUUGAGUCGUUGCCCUGGAGCGAGUCGGCCAUUUCCAAGGAAGCUGAUACCCUCCAACAGAACCUCAUCGACCUCAACCGCCGUGGCUUCUUCACCAUCAACUCUCAGCCUCCUGUGAACGGCGCCAAGUCGAACCACCCAGUGUACGGAUGGGGCCCAGCGCACGGUUACGUCUACCAGAAGGCGUACCUCGAAGUUUUGGUCUCGCCUGAGUACAUUGCAGAGCUGAUCACCCGUAUCGAGCGCGAUCCUGAAAUCACGUAUUACGCCGUUAACAAGGACGGUGACCUGAAGACCAACUCCCCGGAGGGACCCAACGCAGUCACCUGGGGUGUCUUCCCCGGCAAAGAGAUCGUGCAGCCAACCAUCGUCGAAGCGGUCAGCUUCCUCGCCUGGAAGGACGAGUUCUAUCGACUAGGCCAGCAAUGGGCGAAUUGCCAUGCCUCCACCAGCCCGUCGCGCUACGUCAUUGAGGAUGUUAUGGACACGUGGUACCUGAUCAACAUUGUCCACAACAACUUCCAGGAAGAAAACGGCCUCUUCCCUCUAUUCAAUGGGCUCGAGGUGACUGACAUGGAGAAGGAGCUCCACUCUACCGGGAUUAUCAACGGCGACGUGACCAACGGCGAAUCAACUGCCGACGCUAGCCCUACCAAUGGCGUAAAGACAACGCUGAAUGAUCUUGUCGAGGCUGCAAAGUCCGCCACGUCCACUGUGACCAACGGCAUCACGGCAUAAGUGUGCAGCUUAACUUAGCACACAUUUCCACGAUUCAUUUUCACCUCCUGUAUUCAACAAACCAGUCCGACCGCACGCACAUUUGGGCUUCAACUCGCGGCCGGCGCCUAUUUCCUCCUUACUCAUAUUGGGUCCCAUUACUCGGCGUUUCUGGUGUUGUUAAAAGGCUGCAUCUCGAACUCAUCAUGCUAGAGCUUGAGUGUGCAUAUACACGGCGUCGCUUCAACCUGACGACCCUGAAUGAGACUACGAACGAAUGGACGCGCAUUUGUAUUGCGAAGGUAAGGUUAACGCUUGGAAUAAGCAGCCGAAAAGUACUCAAAGAUACCCGGCCAGUCCCUCAACGGCGCUGAGUCACAUCUACCUUGAUCUUAAAAUUUAAUAAAAUCUGUCUGAGU